AUGUCUUUCAUCCAAGAUGACCUCCGUCGAGUCGACGCUACGUUGGAUAAAUUCCAGCUCAGAGAUGCCGAAGAGAGGUCCGCUCUCGCAGCCUCAGAAGGUGUACACACUGCCGCUUCCGCCGAGGACGACCCACACAGUUUACAGCUUAAAGCAAUUGUAAGAGCUUUGUCCACCACAUCAAGUUCAAAAGCACUGCUGCGGCGUUCGAGAGUGAGGAGCCUGUUGGCACAGAUUUCCGAUAAGAGACCUGAAUAUGCAACAUCUCAAGCCCCCUCCCCCGAGGUCUUCAACCUGGAAUGGCUCGCUGUUGGCAAGGCCACAGCUCAAGUAUACGGUCUGAUCCUCGAUUCACUGCUUGAUAGGACAAUACCGUUGAGUGAGUCUAUCUGGUACUGGGAUGAUGUGCUUGGAUCAUACAUAAAUACGGCCCUCUACACCGUACAGAUGUCCCCAAUAAGAUUUUGGGCACAAGCGAAGGAGAUAUAUGCAGAUGCCCGCGAGAAGCUCGCAUCAGGACCAAACAUUAGGACCUCAGCACAGGAGGCUACAUCCACUCUGUCCCAAGGCUGGAGAGAGUUCUAUGGCCUCGUUCAGAACAGUAUCAAGGAGAGAUCAUUGGCCCAAGCACAGAGUAAGAUUCUUUCACCUUUCUCGAUAGCUCGCAUUGAGGUACGGCGGAACCUUACACAGAUAUCGAAUUUGAGGAGAACGAGUGCCACGACCAUCGGAAGAUUGGUCCGUGAAUGUCUCGUCUUCGACGGGGCUUCAGAGGAUAGGAGACGUGGAGCACUUCCCAUUCUCAUGGAGGCACAAGAUGACGACUGGCAGACAACCAUUGCAAGGACUGUCAAUCUACUCGGAGCAGCUGCUCGCUCUCAGCAACAUGAAGACGAUGAUGAUUAUUCCAUCGAUCCAGCGACCGCCUCAAGUUCUGAGGUCGCACAUGCCUUGAUCAAAAUCCUUGACGAUCAUCUUCCCCAGCAGGAAAUCCAUGCGGAUUCCUUGAGGUCGGCAUAUGGAAAACCAUCCCGGCUGAUACGCUAUUGGAUCCCUGCAGUUGGUCUUAUCCUCUCCGGAAGUACAUUACUUCGCAUCGUUGCCAAUCGGCGUGCAGAAAUCGCGCAAUGGUUCCGCGAUCUCGGCCAAACCUCCAUUGACUUUUGGGAGAAUUGGGUUAUCGAGCCCACCAAGAAGUUGAUCGGCACUAUCCGUCAUGAUGAGACCAGUGAGAUCGCCAUCCAGAGCCGCGACAGCCUCCAGGCCGACCGAGACAGUUUAGAGCGUAUGGUCAUCGACUUCGCCGUUCAACACCCAGAGAAUGGAACUCAUUUUACUGAAACGCAAAUCGCCGAUCUUAGGAGUAAAGUCAAGCAAGGCGAUCUUACGCCCGUGCUUAAAGCCUACGAGCGCGAGAUGCAGAGUCCUAUCAAAAACGCCAUCACUGGCGACCUCGUCAGAACACUUCUCAUCCAAGUCCAAAAGACUAAAGUCGACGUCGAAGUCGCGAUUGGUGGUAUCGACUCCAUACUGAAGAGCCAAGAACUACUCUUCGGUUUUGUUGGUGUAGCUCCUGGUGUCCUUAUAACCUGGGCGCUGUUCCAAUGGUUUCGAGGUGCGUUCGGGGGCAGGAAAGGGCUCCAGCAAGGUCAGAAAAAGGGCGAGGCCAUUCGACUUAUCAGAAACAUUGACCGCACAUUAACAAACUCAGAUCUUGAUGACGACAGCAUCAUCUCCGAAGAAAAUCAUGGGCUGCUCUUGUGUGAGGUACAUCUCCUGCGCCAACGCGCGACACAGGUUCUCCCGAAAAACGUGCAGCGCGAGUUCCUCGAGGAUCUUGAUGAUCUUCUCGACGUCAAGGGUGCGGUGACCAGACAGAUCAACGCCCUAAGGCGUAUCGAAUGGGCUUAUGCAAAGUGGUUCCAGUGA
Messenger RNA from Exophiala bonariae, 1929 nucleotides. RefSeq lists its product as uncharacterized. NCBI's taxonomy places the organism in Eukaryota, Fungi, Ascomycota, Eurotiomycetes, Chaetothyriales, Herpotrichiellaceae. The coding region runs from base 1 to 1929 and encodes 642 amino acids. Gene Ontology annotation, cellular component: mitochondrial outer membrane. The transcript has 3 exons. The record is from RefSeq and is a predicted model, not a curated record.